CAUGGCUGGCAGACGUGUACUGACACAAAUUCAAAAGCUCGCGCAUAAUAUUUGGUUCUCCAUUUCUGUAGAACCUGUGUUAUUUCUACACUCUUUGGGGUUCUUUACACAGUUGGUAACAAGUGAGAACUUCACACUAGACAGGUUCUGUCGGGUGAUACUGAAUGAGUCAUUUGAUAACUGCGCCGUAAUGAACGACGGCCACCAAAAGGACCUGCAAGUGAAGGUGCAGAAGCUUGAGAGUGUCUUCACCUUUUAUGGAAAUUUAACAGCCACAAUUAUCCCGAUUUUGUUGAUCUCCUUCAUCGCUUCCUGGAGUGACAAGAGAGGACGACGGGUUCCCAUCCUUCUAUCAUUAACAGGUCAUAUACUUCGUAGUGUCGUCUACCUCGUUGAGUCGCUCUUUCCAUCGUGGACACCUUAUAUUCUACUGUUAGGUUUCUUCUUUAGGAGCAUUGGUGGGGGUGCAGCGAUGCUUCUUAUGGCUUCCUUUAGUCACAUAGCAGACUGUACGAACAUGGAUUCUAGACACCGUCGAAUGGCCAUCACGAAUGCUUGUUUGUAUCUAGGAGCUCCAUGUGGAACACUUCUGGGAGCCUGGAUCUAUAACAGGAAAGGAUACAUUUGGAACUUCAGUGUUACUCUCCUUCUAGACUGUUGCACUCUUGGUCUGGCUGCUUUUAUAGUUAAAGACAAGAUCAAUAAAGUGGAAGAGGCGUCAGGUCAUAUAAUAAAGGAAACAAGUCCUUGGAAUCACAGGAAUGUAAUAGACUUGUUCCGUGUCGCCAUCAGAAAGCGUCUAGGACGAACACGAGCCCACCUUACACUACUGCUGACUGUUUUCGUCGCCCUCAUCAGCGGCACAUCUCACAACAUGUUCCUAUGGAUUCGUAGGGUGUUCCAUUGGGACCAGUACCAAUUUAGUUUCUAUUUAAUCAUUAACCAGCUGGAUCAACAGAUCACUACUCUCGUCACAGCCCCGAUUCUUCGCAGACUAAGUGUACCCGAC
Homarus americanus (American lobster) is the source of this 1009-nucleotide messenger RNA. RefSeq lists its product as uncharacterized. Gene Ontology annotation, biological process: transmembrane transport. Gene Ontology annotation, cellular component: membrane. The transcript has a single exon. The record is from RefSeq and is a predicted model, not a curated record. Gene Ontology annotation, molecular function: transmembrane transporter activity. Lineage: Eukaryota; Metazoa; Arthropoda; Malacostraca; Decapoda; Nephropidae. The annotation marks the transcript as partial.